AUGGGACAAUCACCGAGUUUCACAGAAGAUGCCGAUAGUGACAUUCAACAAUUUAAUAACACUCCUUCCAAUACACCCGUCGAUGCCAAAGUAUACUCUUCUCUCUAUCUACAAACUUCUAAAAUUGAAUUAACGUGCUCCGAAGAUUUAUUUGGCCCUGUCGAACAAAAUAUAUGGGCCAAUUUACCACUUGAUGCUAUUCGCUACAUUUUCGAAUUUCUCUCCUUUCGAGAAACGUUCACUGUUUCAGUUGUUUGUAAGAAAUUUAAUGCCUUGUGUUGGAAACAUUUGAAAGAAAUUGAUAUUUGUAAAGAAAGUACAUGUGCAGCUCAGGUAGUGACAGAUAACAUUCUUUUACGGGUCAUUGCACUAGCCACAAAUAUUGAAAGUUUAAGCUUGUAUGGUUGCAGACUGUUAACAAACACAAGUUUAAGUGCCAUUGUUCAUCAAUCAGAAACGUUGACAAGUUUAGAUCUUUCCUACACACCACGCUUGAGUUCUGAAACUCUUAACAUCAUCUCCAAGAAAUGCACAAAAUUGAAAAGAUUAGUUUUAGGAGGAAUGUAUAGUUAUCAGUAUGGUGAUGUGAACCAAACAUCGACCAAUUCUUUUAUUUUCCCUAAUUUAGAAAUUUUUGUACAUCGGCGAGCUCAGGAUUUUGGAUCUGGAUUUAUUUCCUAUUUGAAGAAUCAUGAAAAGACAUUGAAAGGAAUUAAUUUAGAGCAACCUCAAAUCAUUCCACAUCACAGCUGCACUAUUGUAGAUUCCAUAUUUAGCAAUGAAACAUUUCAGAACAAUUUAGUUUUUCUCAAUUUGGAUGGCAUGGCAGAUCAUGUCAUGCAAUUACGACAAUUGACUGCACUUGCAAAAUUCAAGAAUUUACAAGGAUUAACACUUUCAACAUUGGGACAAAAUUUAAAUGUUGCAGAAACCAUUUUGACAGGUAUUGGAAAUAAUUUGAAAUAUUUUGUUGCUUCACGAAUGGAUCUUUCUGAUGAAUUUUUAGAAAUUCUUCUCAAAGUUGGAAUGAAGGAAGUGAAAAUACUCUCCUUGUCACAUUUAGCCUUUUCAUAUGGAACUGCUCCAAAUCGAGCACAAAAUGUGAAACAAAUAUUGAAACUCUCAUUACAAAAGAAAGCAUUUCAAAAUUUGGUUUGUUUUGAGUAUUCAUUGCCACCAAAUUUCAAAGAUGAGGAAUUGGGAAAUCUUGUUUCGCAAUUUAAAGAGCUUAAAAUGUUAUUCACGUGGAGAAAACGACUUGGAUUUGAAGAUUAUUAA
Messenger RNA from Naegleria lovaniensis, 1278 nucleotides. RefSeq lists its product as uncharacterized. Bases 1 to 1278 code for a protein of 425 amino acids. The record is from RefSeq and is a predicted model, not a curated record. Gene Ontology annotation, cellular component: SCF ubiquitin ligase complex. Gene Ontology annotation, biological process: SCF-dependent proteasomal ubiquitin-dependent protein catabolic process. The transcript has 3 exons. NCBI's taxonomy places the organism in Eukaryota, Heterolobosea, Eutetramitea, Acrasida, Naegleriidae. Gene Ontology annotation, molecular function: protein binding.